AUGAACGACAACGAGGAAUUAGAACAAGACAAUCAGCGAAGACUGAACCUCCUCUACGCAGGACGACAAGCCAACCUGCAGCGGAUUCAACAGGACUCACAAAACCCUAUGUGGCAACGACAACUCGGUGCGCUGGACGCACACAUCGAACGACGACAACAUGCACAAGGAGAUCCCGCACGGAUCCGCCAGAUCAACCAAGAACUGGAAGAACAGGUCGAAUCAGAAACGACCAAGAACACCCCCAACGACUCGGAAACACCUCGCGAUGUUGCCUGCUAA
This is a messenger RNA of Colletotrichum truncatum, 282 nucleotides long. Lineage: Eukaryota; Fungi; Ascomycota; Sordariomycetes; Glomerellales; Glomerellaceae. The record is from RefSeq and is a predicted model, not a curated record.